AUGAAUAGGCAUUAUACAAAACUACUCGUAUCCACGAUACUAAUAUCAUUUAUACUUGUAUUUACAUAUUGCACGAUUCAUCUUAUAUUCAAAAACAAAAAUGCAUUUACAUUGAAUGAGUUGUUGAGAUCUCAACUAGAUCUCCAGAAUUUGAUCAAAACCCAAAACCAAAUUAUUACAGAUUUGGAUAUCGUCAAAUGUAAUAAAUUGAUAAAAUGUAAUAUACCGUUAGGUUAUGUUAGAUUAAACCCGUCGUUAAGUUAUCAUCAAACGAAAGGUGGGAAUACCAACGAAAAGAAGAAAAUGUAUUAUUCAGAAUAUUAUUUAGUUGCGAAAUUGCAGGAUAUACGAGAAGCAACGAAAUUUAUACUGGAUAUAGUGAUGGAGCAAAAGGAGGGCUACGAAUUAGUUGGCAAUGGUAAAGGAGGUUUCAAAUUUUAUAAAAAAUUGGAAAGAAAUAAUAUUGAGCUGCCCAUAAUGGACAGUACCAAAGUGUUAAGAUCAGUUGAUAUAUUGUUUGGAAGCAAUGAUCUUAUUGAUUUGAGAGCAAACCAUAAAACGCUACAUUUUACACAUGAUGAUCUGAUCCAUACGAUAUUAUCAAUAUCACUAAUGAGUCAAGAUAAUAUAGUUGAACAAGAAAAUUCGGUUAAUGAUGAAAAACACAAUACCAAACAACAAAAGGAAGUUAUAGCAACCCGACUGGAGAAAUAUAAGAUUAUGCAAAUUUCAGAUUUACAUUUUGGACAAGAUUUGGGCAACUGCAAUUCCAAAGGAAUUGAUUGUAAAUCUUCUGAUUUAAAAACUUUAAAGUUCAUAGAUCAAAGUAUCAAGGCUGAGAAACCGGAGAUUGUUGUUAUUACAGGAGAUCUAUUUGACAUCAAACGAUCUACUGAUUACAAAUCUAUUUUACUCAAAAGCUUGCAACCCAUAAUUGCCACGGGUACUAAAUUUGUAUACACAUUUGGUGAUGAGAGUUUUAGUCGAGAGGAUAAAUUAACAAUUUUGGAGUUUUUAACAACUUUACCCAACUGUUUAAACUAUUUGCCUAUAGAGAAUAGUCUUCAUGGGGUCACCAACUACAAUUUCAAGAUAACUAACGAAUUGAAUAAACAAAGUAUUGCGUUAUCAGUACUAGAUUCAGAAGACCAAUUCAUUGAUGAGUCUCAAAUCAAUUAUUUGUAUCGAUUUUGUAACAACAAGGAAUUUUUCCUAGAUUAUAAACUCUUGUUCUUCCAUCAUCCAUUGCCCCAAUAUCGUCCAGCAGGGAUUUUCAAAAUCAUAGGUUCAUAUAACGAGAGACAUCCAUUGAAUUCUAAAACAAAUGAAAAAUAUCAUGAUGAUAUCGUGAAUUGUAGCUAUCAUGUAGUUUCAGUUGGUCAUGAACACGAAAAUGACGCCUGUAUCUUGUCAGAAAUGUCAAAAAAGGAAAACGAGGCGGAAGAAGUAGACAAGAAUGAGAAAAAAAGUAUAUGGUUAUGCUACAGUAGUGUAGCUGGUGAUUCAGCAAUUACAAAAUUAAAUCAACUGUAUGUGAGGAAAUUGAGGAUGUUUGAAGUUGACUUUACAAAAAAAAGAAUAAUUAGUUGGAAGAAAAAUGAAAAUGACAAGACGGCGUUUGAACCUCAAUUGAUAUAUCAGAAAGAUGCUGGAUCAUGA
Lodderomyces oxycetoniae is the source of this 1659-nucleotide messenger RNA. RefSeq lists its product as uncharacterized. Lineage: Eukaryota; Fungi; Ascomycota; Pichiomycetes; Serinales; Debaryomycetaceae. Bases 1 to 1659 code for a protein of 552 amino acids. Gene Ontology annotation, cellular component: cytoplasm. The transcript has a single exon. Gene Ontology annotation, molecular function: phosphoprotein phosphatase activity. The record is from RefSeq and is a predicted model, not a curated record.